This is a messenger RNA of Vicia villosa (hairy vetch), 3172 nucleotides long. RefSeq lists its product as uncharacterized. The transcript has a single exon. Gene Ontology annotation, molecular function: ribose phosphate diphosphokinase activity; magnesium ion binding. The coding region runs from base 1 to 2199 and encodes 732 amino acids. Gene Ontology annotation, cellular component: cytoplasm; ribose phosphate diphosphokinase complex. Gene Ontology annotation, biological process: purine nucleotide biosynthetic process; 5-phosphoribose 1-diphosphate biosynthetic process; ribonucleoside monophosphate biosynthetic process. Lineage: Eukaryota; Viridiplantae; Streptophyta; Magnoliopsida; Fabales; Fabaceae. The record is from RefSeq and is a predicted model, not a curated record.
AUGUCAAUGAUUGGGGUUUUAUGGAGAUUCUACCAAAACCUAAUUCUGACGUCAAAAGCAAUGCUACUUGGAAUCUCGAACCUAACGUGCCUCCUCCACUUUUGUGCCACGAUGACGAAACACAGUCAGCACUGGAGCUACCUCUGGCGACGCUUUCUGAUCAACCUCCGAUACCUCCGCCACCCUCAAAACCACCUGAUCUUUUUUUUUGUUCUGAACAAUUUCAUCAUGCCUUCACCACUUCAUUCUAAGGUAAACAUUUCUGCUUUUGGUCACAAGUUGUUUGUUAAAAUGCCUUUGACACCCGUUAAGACUUUUAAGAACAACAUGGUGGAAACGUUGAACAUUCUUGGUUUACUAACAAGUACUAGUGAGGUCUAUGGUGAUCCUCUACAUCAUCCUCUGAAUGAGAAUUAUUUGGGAAACGUUAAUCCCAUAUGUGUCCGAAGUUUCUGCCGUGACGGGAAGUGUGUGGCUGAGGCAUUGGUUAUGGAUUAUCACCAAAGGGUUUAUGUGGAAGUUAGAAAUUACUGGAUCUUUAACUCAUACACACCCAGAAGGUGUUUAGAUGUUGGAUGUGGAAUUCGUUUCUUCUUUUCUCGGUCAUCAAAAAUGGAGUGUUUAACUGUUUAUAGGGAUGCUUAUGCAAAUUCUAAAAUUAAGCUUGACCAUGAAUGGAUAUCUAUUGGUUCUUUGGUUGGAUUUACUUACUCAUUUUUACCUACUGGGGUACUCAAAAUAUUCUUGGGAAGAAAUACAGAGAACUCUAUUGUACAAACCGGUCCUCUUCUUGAUUGUUCUGGAAUUGUUGUUUACACUUCACAGAUAGAGAUGGAAGGAAAAGUUAGCCACAAUAUUUGUGAAUACACUAAUUUUUCUGCAUUUCGACAGAAAGCUGCAAUCUUCACUAAGUUGGCUCCUACAACGGGAUCAAUCUAUUGGGCUGAAGUUUAUCCUAGUCAAGUUUCAACGUUAUUAUCCAAGGGUUCUCUAAGUCAAUUCUUUGUGAAGGGCGAAAUUCCUCUUACAGUCCUUGCUGCCUCAAAGGUGGAUAUAUCGCUGCCAUGCCGCGCUUUUGGUCAGAAGCUUGCAACUAGCUGCGCUCCGGGAAGCAACAAGCUUGUUAACCUCUAUUCAACGAGAUCAAGACAAACAAAGGAGUUUGUUAGCAAAUACAAAGGAAAAUACACAUUUACAUGUGGCGAGGUUAUUAGCUACAGAACCAUGGCCAAGCAUUAUGCUGAGCCUGAGGCUGGAUAUGAACUUCCUACAGGAUAUUUUCCAUUUGGGGUUGAUGGGAUGCUUGCUGGUUCUGCAACAGCCUUCUUUGCAUAUGUAGGUUUCGAUGCAGUUGCAAGUACUGUCGAAGAGGAAAUUGCAUGCUAUAUGGACCUGGAUUUUGGAAAAGUUAAGAUAAAGCGUUUUGCUGAUGGUGAAAUAUAUGCCCAACUGCAAGAGAGUGUCAUAGGGUGUGACGUGUUCCUGGUGCAACCCACAUGUCCCCCUGCGAAUGAGAAUCUUAUGGAGCUUCUAGUAAUGAUUGAUGCCUGUAGAAGAGCUUCAGCUAAAAAUAUUACUGCAGUCAUUCCUUAUUUUGGAUAUGCUAGAGCUGAUAGAAAGACUCAAUGGCGUGAAUCAAUUGCUGUUAAGCUUGUAGAAAAUUUAAUUACAGAAGCAGGUGCAAAUUGUGUUCUUGCAUGUGACCUCCAUUCUGGGCAGUCUAUGGGCUACUUCUAUAUUCCAGUUGAUCAUGUGUAUGGACAGCCUGUUAUACUCGGUUACCUUGCUAGCAAGACUAUUUGUUCAGAUGAUUUGGUAGUUGUCUCGCGCGAUGUUGGUGGUGUAGCUAGAGCACGUGCUUUUGCCAAAAAGUUAUCUGAUGCUCUUUUAGCUAUUGUUGAUAAAAGACGUCAUGGGCAUAAGGUUGCUGAGGUGAUGAAUUUGAUAGGUGAUGUAAAGGGAAAGGUAGCAGUUAUGGUAGAUGACAUGAUUGAUACAGGACCAUCACCAAAGGCGUAUCUCAUACACACCACUUAUCCUAAUAUUUCCUUAUUCUUGCUUUUUACCAAGUGGAUAUCACAUGGCUUCGGUUACAUAAAGAUGGAGAGAAAAAAAAAUCAUUUGGACCAUCUCUUUCAAAAUGAAUUAUAUAUUUCUAUCAAGUGUUAUUUUAGAACCUUGAGGACAAGGUUCAAGUGAACCCGAUGGCAAUGUUAGGAUAGAGAAUUAUUAUUGAUUAAAUAUUAAGUUAAUUUAAGAUUUAAUAUUAGUUAGUCUUUACUUUAAGUGUUAGUGAAUUGGGCUCUUUUAAUUUUUGGGCCUUUAUUUUACUACCCACUAUUGUUAUCCCUAUAUAUGUACUCUUAUUGAGAAAUUGAAGAUCAAUCAAUGAAAUCAAAACUUAUUUUUAUCCUUGUUUCUUUUAGAUAGUUUUACUUUCUCUAGUCUUGUUAGGGUUUAGCUUUUGCUUCCUAACAUUGUGCAAUUGGAGCCUUGAUCGAAAGAGGAUCCGAGACGGAGAGAGUUAGCGUCGGUGUUUGGAUCCCGAGUUGAUGAACUUGAUUUUUAGUCUCCUCUGCAAAAGAAAGAAAUAUGAUAUGUUAAUUGAUGAAUAUGAUAUAAAUAUUUGCAGGUUGUUAUUAUUGUGAAGAUGUUGGAUGCGCAUAUGUGAUAGGUUCGGCUUGGAUCCGAGAUGGCUAUGAAGGCUGCUGCGUUGGAGUUGUAUUGACGGUGUUAAUUCGGUGAUAAUUAUGCUGUUGGCUUAGUGCUGAACGUUGAUAAUGAACCAUGGGGCUGAAUCGGUGAUGAUGAGAGGAUACCGGAUCGGAGGGAGCUUCGGAGACGAUGGUGAAGCUGAUUUUUUGUGCAGCUUCUUCUUUCAAUUCGCAUUGUUUCUGUAUCUGCAAGAGAAAGUUAGAGCACCAUCAUAAUAAUCAUUGAUUUGUAUGACUAAUGGUUCUUAUUGUAUUUACAUAUUCCAAUUUUUUUUGUAACAGCAAAGCAAAAUUUACAGAUUUCAAUUGUUGUUGAAUUCGAAUGUGAAAAGUAUUGUUAAUGUUUUGGUUUUGGUUAGUAACAAACAAGAUUAAUUAGAGUUAAUGGAUAUACAAAUGGAUAUACAUAAAAAAAGUUCAAUAAAACUUAGAAGAUAAAAAAAAACCAGUAAGAAUUA